Pleurotus ostreatus (oyster mushroom) is the source of this 3594-nucleotide messenger RNA. RefSeq lists its product as uncharacterized. Lineage: Eukaryota; Fungi; Basidiomycota; Agaricomycetes; Agaricales; Pleurotaceae. Bases 1 to 3594 code for a protein of 1197 amino acids. The transcript is spliced from 3 exons. Gene Ontology annotation, molecular function: protein binding. The record is from RefSeq and is a predicted model, not a curated record.
AUGCCUGUCCCUCUGCGGACAACAAUCCAAAAAGCAGAGGCCAAAUACAAUGUUACCACUGAGUUCACCAAUUACAAUCUCCAUGCUGGUGCAGCCAACGGUGACAUAGGAUUGGUGGAAUUCGCACUCCACCGUCGACAACCAAUCAAUUCAGUGCUGGAUGGCGUUCAACCGCUACAUGCAGCGGCUGCUGGUGGGAAUGAGCAGGUGGUCAGGCUCUUGAUUGACUACGGUGCGGAUGUGAAUGCCCCAAGGCUUCCGAGACGCUACUCCAACGAAAAGGGACGAGAUGCAUCUGCCCCUAUCGUCGGUGACACUGGUGCUACCCCACUCCACUUCGCCUCUGCGAACGGCAACACCGAGAUCGUGAGGAUACUUUUGCAGAGGGGGGCUCACCCCGACCUAGCAGACAAGCAUGGGGUCACACCAGAGCAAUUAGCACGUCGCCAAGGAUGGCUAGAGUGCGCUGAUUUGCUACGAGAUUGGGCGCAGAACAAGGACAGAGACCUCCGAGAAAGGGAGGGGAGGAUAUCCGGCUAUCAGCCAAGUGCAGAUGAAGCCGUUGUAGGACGUGUAGACCCUCAUGAGGCAUCUACCUCUGGCCGAAAGCGUCUACACGUGAAGAAGUCCAUCGACACUGCGUUCCACAUGUUGAAAGGGUCAGCUUCUGAUGCUCACCUUCGUCUGCACACCCUCAAAUCCUCGUCAUCGAAACCAAAUAUACGAGUUGGCUCAACUUUUCAUACCCCACCGGCAUCGCCUACUCGAUCUUUUGGCGAGUAUACAUUCUAUCCCAUAACCCCUGCGGACGAUGGCAUCGACCCUGCCGAUCCAUCCAAGCGCCGACCUUCCUUGCCUCACGUUCUGAAUCCACUUUCAUCUGGUAAUCGUGAGCUCCACAAGGUUGAUCAUAUUCUUCUGAGUGCUCAACAUACUCUUUCUGCAGCAUCUCUUACUUCUUUCAAGUCAUUGCCACGUCAAUCGACAGCGUCACCAAGUCCUAGGCGACCUGGAUCUGCUGGCAGCGAUGCUGAUAGAGUUGACUCCGCCAACUCUCCGCCCCCUGCAUGUAGGAGGCUCGGGUCGAAAUACUCUCUCAUGAAUCUCUUCAAGAAGGGCCAGUAUCAAAGUAGCGAAGUUCCCUCCGACUCCUCUUCCACCCAUAGACCCAGCCUUAGCUCCUCGGUGGCGCCUAGCUCGGUGUCUACCUACAGUUCUUUAUUCAACCCAUCCCUGUCGCCUACUUCCCAUCAUCAACACCUUCCAACCAUUUCAAAUGAUACUAGUUCGUCUUCGUUGAUCAACAAGUCUCCAGGAUUUCGCACAGGCAGUAGCUCGCCUAGCUCGAAUUCAAUACCCAUCGCUACUCGCAAUCGCAAGAUCUCCAGUACUCAAUCACAGUCUCCGCCACAUCAAGGUCUUCAUCAAGUCUAUAGACACCACGGUCCAUCAGCAGUAGAAUUGCAUCAUGCCAUGGCUCAACAGCACUAUGCCUCACAACAGUCUCUUUCAACAUCUCCUAGGCGUCAACAUCUGGAACACCUCAGAAACCGUUCAGCAUCGGUACGUAGCGGAGCCCCCGAGUUAUCACCACCCCUGCUAUCGGACGACGAUAUCAGCCCCAGUCCAGAUGAUUUCUCUCUCCCCUCUUCACCUCAAGUGGCAGAUAUUCUUUCUUCGUCGCCGCCUGCAGAUAUGCCGCGAAUGGGUGUUCUUCGUGCAGGAACUGCUUCGCCAAGGGAUCGCUCCGGAAGCGGCAGCUCCAUCAGUCGCUCUCGCAACAGGAGCGGGGCUGUCUUUGAUGACGACGUUACCGUUCCGGCCAUUGAAUCCAUGUAUUCUCGGGCCCCCGUUCGUCCGCCAGGUCCAGGGAUUCUGAGAGGACAUAACAGAACAUCGAGCGGUACCAGUGGCGUGGGGAGCGGUCGGUCCCUCAGGUUUGAUUCCGUAGGCGCCACCCGUCGCCCAGACAAUAUUCCCGUUGUGUCCGCGGUUGAUAGUACAUUGCGUGGCAGCACCAGCACCAGUUCUCUGUCCCGCGUAGUAGCACCUACCCAAACGGAACAAUCAGCGCCAAUCGCCGUUUCCAGUUUCCCGAUUGCCCCCAACGUCGAACAAGAGGAACUUGAAGAUGAUUAUGGCGAAGUUUUGGCAGAACCCUCCCUUCCUAAGCCGUUACUUGACUUGGAGGUCGUUGAGAGCGCAGUACCAUCCAGACUACGCGGAUUGUCGUUCACCAGUUCCUCAGAUGGCUCGUACUCGCCGGUAGACGGUGACAUGGGUCAAGAACAGUUGCUGACAGGUGAAGAUCAUGGCACUCACACUCAAUUCCCCUUCAGUCUCAACCAACCGCCGCUUCUCCCCCUCAUUGAUGCUUCAGAAGGACGUACCCCUCCGCCCGCCGAUGACCCCACUGAUCUUCGCCGUUUACGCGUUCCUUCAGGUGAUGACGACGAGGGCAACCGGACCCGUGGUGACUCUGUCAGUAGCGCAAGCACUGGUGUCAGCUCUCAAGGCGCUUUGCCUGCCAUAUCAUCGUCAACGACGAACGCUUUAGAGGGCACGUUGAAUGAGCCUGUUGUAUAUGUGGAGGAAGUGGAUGGACUAGAACCCACGGUAAAAAUUGCCGUUAAUGUUCCUCCUGCCGAGAAAGACACUCCAGGCGCGAAUGGCUUCGGCCACCGUCGCACUCGUACCCCCAUGGAUAUCAACAUCUCGUCCAUCUCGACUCACGCCCAGGCCGAGGCUCUCGUUCAGAAAGCACAACGAGACAUCCUGGAAAUGGAGAACGAGAUCUUAGAGUCCGGAGGGUUGAGUACAAGCAGUACAGGGUACACUCCCCUCAGUGCUAAAUUAGCAAAGUAUGGGGAAAGUUUGGCUUUAGAACGUAAACUCAGGGAACAGAAGCAAAAGGAAGAGCAAAUGAAAGAGGCCACGAGUGCACCCUCUACCGGGUCUAGCCAAUCUUCACCACCUUCCUCCACGUAUACUUCUCAGGACGUUUUGAAUGAACCCACAAGGUCCGCGCCUGUAAAUGUUCACCGCCAAUAUAGCUUAGAGCAUCGGCCGAGGCGACAAGGGUCCCGAGUUACCCAGAAGCAACCUCGACGACCGCAUACCAGUAGCGGAACUCCCGAGACCGCUAGGAAUCUAUUCACGACCAAGACCCACCAAUCCUCGCAAUCCGCAUCAAUCAUCGACAUUCGGCCAAGAGCACUCUCAAUCGAUGCUGAACUCGACUCUCCUACUACCCCUCAUCCUCGUCAACCUCCUGGUUCGUCUUCCGAUGACUUACAGCCGACCGUGGAGGGUAGCCAGCCUAAAUCGGCACCGUAUACACCUUCCCCAAUGUUAUACUCUGAAGACCUCAGUCGGACUAGUUCGUUGGAAGUCAAUGAUACUGAUGGGGACUGUCCUUCGACAUCGAGCAUCGGCUUCACUCCCCGCACUCGACGCGAUCAACCCAGAGAUAUCGCUCGCGCUACCAAGUUGACGAAGAUGGGCUUUACUGCCCCUCAUCCACAGCCGCCGGUACCACCCACUAAACGUUUCGGUGGUAUCAAAUCACUUAUCCAAGGUCUGAAAGGAAAGUAG